Prunus persica (peach) is the source of this 598-nucleotide messenger RNA. RefSeq names its product late embryogenesis abundant protein 1. Bases 52 to 321 code for a protein of 89 amino acids. Lineage: Eukaryota; Viridiplantae; Streptophyta; Magnoliopsida; Rosales; Rosaceae. The record is from RefSeq and is a predicted model, not a curated record. The transcript has 3 exons.
UCCAACUUACACAGAAUCAUUCUCAUUAACACCAUAAUUUCUUGAGAGAAAAUGUCUAGCAUGCAGCAACCCUUGAAUGCAGGCCAAGCCCAAGGCCAGGGCCAGGCUAAGGCAGAAGAGUGGAUGCAAUCCACACAGGACACAGCAAAUCAAGCUAGGAACGUGACAUCUGAUGCAGCUCAAUCAGCCAAGGAGUCUGCCCAGCAUGGAAAGGACCAAAGUGCUGGAUUUAUUCAGCAGACUGGAGAGCAAGUGAUGAACAUGGCUCAUGGUGCCAUGGACAGUGUGAAGAGCACACUUGGCAUGAAUGAAAAGAAAUAAACAAACAUGCCAUCUUCCUCUUAUGAUGUGUGAAGUGGUGUUAGCAGCUACUUUGAUGGAUUUAGGGUCUUUUUAGAAUCAUUUUGCUCUUUCCUUAAUCAUUAGGGACAAGAAAAUUUGUCCGUCAGUUGUAAUAAACGCUACAGAUCUUUAAUUUGUUUUCCUUCCAAAUCACAGCUUAUGUAAUAAAACCACACCAAAUGCAAUGCAAUGCAUUGCAUUGCAAACAAGUUGGUUUCCUUCACCUUUAUUAAUAUACUUUCUUUUUACUGUUAUC